AUGAUAAUUGCUUUCCUUGAUUUCAAAAAACAUGCUUCUUCUUAUGAGUUGGGUGUGAGGUUAAUUGCUACUGACUGGCUGGUCGAAAUUGCUUCAAUCUCCGUUGUCAUUCGACCUAGUGAGGAGGAUCUUGCUCUGGAUCAUGGUUGUGGGGACAGAACAGCACCUACUUUCUCCGAUCUCUCCGACCGUAUCUGUGGCCUUCUCCUUGGACAAGUUUGGAUGGGUCAUGACAUAGAUCGAAUCGACAUCCCAAACUUGAUUGCUGAAUUUGAAAAAAUUGGGGAAGAGCCAGCCACCUACACCUCAAGUAGUAAUCAAUACAGUUUACUUCACAUCUUCCGGGACGGAGGUAGUAGAGCAUACGGGAGCAUUGAGUCUUGCCGCAGGAAUCUUGAGGCUAUCAUACUAUGUAGAUCCCUCAUGUCACGUUUGGAGCCGGAUAAGAUGAGCAACUCUGACGACGACAAUGAUUUUGUUUCCCUCAUUUCUCUCAUCAAAUCUUAUGACGACGAGGCACAAGCUGCAAGCAGUUUGUCAAUAAUAACAUGGUCAAAACUAGAAAUUGUGAGGUAUUUAUGA
This is a messenger RNA of Microthlaspi erraticum, 582 nucleotides long. The record is from the annotation of a GenBank genome assembly. NCBI's taxonomy places the organism in Eukaryota, Viridiplantae, Streptophyta, Magnoliopsida, Brassicales, Brassicaceae.